AUGGUGACGGUGCGCAGGCCGUGGCCCGCCGUGGCCACAGUGCUGCUGGCCCUGCUCGCCUGCCUGGGGGCGCUGGUCCACGCUUACCCCUCCAAACCCGAGGCUCCCGGCGAAGACGCCUCGCCCGAGGAGCUGAGCCGCUACUACGCGUCGCUGCGCCACUACCUCAACCUGGUCACUCGGCAGCGGUAUGGGAAACGCGACAGCCCCGAGGCGGUCCUCGCGAAACUGCUCUUCCCCGACGACGAGGACCGGCGGGUCAAGACACGGUAA
Molecule: messenger RNA, 273 nt
Organism: Enhydra lutris kenyoni (northern sea otter)
Lineage: Eukaryota; Metazoa; Chordata; Mammalia; Carnivora; Mustelidae
Product: peptide YY
Exons: 2
Coding region: 1-273 (90 amino acids)
Biological process (GO): neuropeptide signaling pathway; feeding behavior
Cellular component (GO): extracellular region
Molecular function (GO): neuropeptide hormone activity; neuropeptide Y receptor binding
Source: RefSeq, a predicted model, not a curated record